Dicentrarchus labrax (European seabass) is the source of this 1973-nucleotide messenger RNA. RefSeq names its product apoptosis antagonizing transcription factor (gene aatf). NCBI's taxonomy places the organism in Eukaryota, Metazoa, Chordata, Actinopteri, Moronidae. The transcript has a single exon. Bases 67 to 1677 code for a protein of 536 amino acids. The record is from RefSeq and is a predicted model, not a curated record. Gene Ontology annotation, biological process: regulation of transcription by RNA polymerase II. Gene Ontology annotation, cellular component: nucleolus; nucleus.
CACUAUCCGCACCGAGGAGCCGUCGUGACCUGAGAGCGCACGUGCGGUUGUUGUAAACGUUUACCCAUGGCGGGCUCGUUCUCCCAGGAGCUCGAGGAUUUGUUGAAUCCUUUGCCUAAAUUUGCCGAUCCGGAGGAUGACGAAGACGAGGCCACCAAAGCCAAAGUGAUAGAAGGAUUCAACGAGGACGCUGAUGAAGAUGGGGUCGGCCCCAGCGCUCUGCGGAAGCACAGCUCAUCCCUGCUCCAGGAGACUGACACACGGUACGUGGGGAAGACCGUCUCUCGUCAACAGCUGCUGAUGGACAUUGAGGGAUCCGAGGAGGACGAGGACGAUGAUGAAGAGGAAGAGGAGGAGGAGGAGGGCAGCAAUGAAGAAGAGGAUUCCAUGGGGGAUGAUGAAGAGGAUGAUGAAGAGGAUGAGGAUGAGGAGGAGGAGUUGGUUGGCAGUGAUGCACAACUGAAUGCUAAACUGGCAUCUAAGAGAAAGACUGCAGACAUGAGUCUUCCUCAGGGGGUGGACUUCCAUGAACUGACAGAGGGCAUGGACGACCUGGGAGUGAGUGAAGAUGAUGAUGAUGGCAGCAGCGAUGAAGAUGACGGCUCUGAUGAUGAUGAUGAUGACAUGGAAGAGGAGGAUGAUGAAGAUGAGGGAACUGUUCGCACAUUUUCUAAACAGAAAGUGGACGAGGAGGUGGAGAAGGGGAAGGCUGUGAAGAACCAGCUGGCCCUGUGGGACCAACUGCUCGAGGGCCGAAUCAAAAUCCAGAAGGCUCUGGUGACGGCCAACCAGCUCCCGCAGCCGCAGACCCUCCCCGAGUUCAAGAGGAGGGGUGGAGCCGAGCUCGCGGGGGAGCUGAAGAAUACCCACAAAGCUCUGAAAGCCCUCCAGCGAUCCCUGCUGGAGCUGCACGACCAGCUGCUGUGCCAGAGCGCGGACACGAGGGCCAUCGCUCAGGGUGAAGACGAGGAGAUAAACAGUGAUGAGGAUGAGGAGGGGUCGGUGCAGGAGGGUGGAGCGCCUAAACGAAAACUGGAGAUGGCAGAGUACCCGGACUUCAUGGCCAAACGGUUUGCUGCCUUCCAGCCGUACCGAAACGCCACUCUGCAGAAGUGGCACGACAAAACCAGACUGACUAUGGGCAAAAGCAGCAAGGGCUUCGGGGCGUUCGACAGAAACAUAUUGACACAGGUGGAGCAGGUGCUGACGGACAAUGAGAGGCUGGUGCGGCGCACCCAGACCCGACGCUCAGAGUACAGGAUCCUGGGGAAAAAAGAGGCCUCUGCUCUCACCUCUGAGACCACCUUCACAGAGGGAGAGGAGGCGGAGCAGCAGCUGAAAGCCAACACGCAUCUGAAGGACCUGGACGAGGAUAUAUUUGACGAUGAUGAUUUCUACCACCAGCUACUGAGGGAGCUGAUCGAGCGCAAGACGAGCGCAGCGGACCCCAAUGACCAGGUGGCGAUGGGCAGGCAGUGGCUGGCCAUCCAGAAGUUGCGCAGCAAGAUCAAGAAGAAGGUGGACACCAAAGCCAGCAAGGGCCGUAAAGUCAGGUUCCACAUCCACAGUAAGCUGGUGAACUUUAUGGCUCCUAUUGACCACAGCUCCAUGGGCGACGAGGCACGCAGCGAACUGUACCGUGGCCUCUUUGGCCAGAACUCCGCAGCCAGGGAGUGAGGAAGGAGGUAGUACUCACCGAGCCUGAUUACAAACAAAGAAGUGCCCUUUUUCACUUAGCCAGGAGUGAUGCCAAGCUGGGACAGAGACUGGGCCUGCUCCGGGUCAGAAGAGGCUCUUCAGAGGGCCGACAGCCAUGGUGCUCUGACUUUACAGGAUAUGGACUUACAGGGCACGUCCAGUUCUUAUUAAGUACUGAGUAGCAUUUUCAGUAUAUGUUGUUUAUGUACAGAAAACACUGUAUGUUCAUCUUGUCACAGAGUCUCAUAUGAUUCAAGUAAAGUGCCUACUUCAAA